This is a messenger RNA of Cladocopium goreaui, 405 nucleotides long. The record is from the annotation of a GenBank genome assembly. NCBI's taxonomy places the organism in Eukaryota, Dinophyceae, Suessiales, Symbiodiniaceae.
AUGCUGCCAUCGCGCGAGGAGGAAAUGGCAGCCAGGCAGAAGCGCCUGGCUUUUGCAAGAGUCAAACACGGCCGCUUGAAAGCCAUGAUUCAAUUGACUUUGCAGGCGCGUUUCCAGAAGGUUCGGAGACAGAAACUGUUGCAAGCUUGGGGCGUUCCAGAGCUCCCAGAAGGUUUGCAGCUGAACAGCUUUCAAUCACCUGAUGACAGCCUUUGUGCUACGCUUCGCUUGUCGGAUGGGACUGAGGCAGUGGGCCCUUACCGCAAGAAUUUCCAGCAAGCUCUCCAAGAGCUGCAGGAGCUACGUGCCUUGCAGCAACGCAAAGGUGAUCAGGCCUUGCAAAAGGAGAUGCAACGACGUGAUGUGGAAGCCAUGACGGCUUUCUUCGUAGAAAGCAUCAGCUGA